AUGUACACUCUUUUGAUCUCCCUUGCUGCUUUCUACGGCGCUUCCGUCGAUGCGACCUCGCUUCCACCGCGUCAGCACGGGUACAACGCAGUUCGAAUGCCUUUGGGGCUUCCCACACGACCACAAGGAAGGCCUCUAACUCUCCGCAAACGAGACGAAGAGCCCUGCGAAGCUCAAUCGUACAGCACCGACCUCAUUUGGAUGGCUAAUGGCCGUGUACCCGGCAUCAACAUUCAGUUCGGGAACGACGAUCCAUUGACCGUUUUCUUCGACACGGGCAGUACUCCGUUCUGGGUACCCGGCGCGAAAUGGGAAUGCGUGGACGACAUCAGCGGGAACAUCAACAAUAUCACUCAUCGGGAUCGCAAAGCCUGCGGCGAGACCAAGACUUUGCCGGCCGAUUUCUCGUUCUCCGGUGGAGCCAUUCCCGACCAAGGUUUCCACGCCUCGUACGUCAACGGUGAGCUCGGUGCCCUUGGUGUGGUCGGCUACCAGGACGUUGCUUUCGUGGGAUCAGGCCUUACCAUUCCCAAAGUCGUCACCGGCGUCGCGAGCGAGAUUGAUAACGAGGAGGAUAACAACUACGGCCUCUUUGGAGCUGGCUUGGCCUACUCCUAUCCAGCCUACUACUCCCUGUCUGAACUCAAAGAGACCGGCGGGGAUAUUGACGAAGUGGCCGACAUCACGUGGUACCCCUCCGUCAUUCAAAAAGCCGUAGCGGACGGUGUCUUCGCGCCGAAGUUCUCAUACUACCUCUCCGGCAUUGGUGGCGCGGAUGGCAGUGCCUGUGGAAAACUCAUCUUCGGCGGUGAACCAGAUGAUGUCGCUGUCGGACCUUACACCGCGUCUAUUCCCGUGCUCAGGGUCGGAGACUACUGGGAGAGCAAGCCAGACAAGCUCGUCUAUGAGCUAUGGUUCAUCCACGCCGACGGCUUCAAGAUCGUCCCAGUGUCCGGCAAUGCCGAACCUACCGUCUUCUCGUUCCUCGACGAUGAAAAUCCUGAUCCAAUAAAUGCCCCUUCCAAGGCCUUCAAUCAUACCCUCGUCAUCGACACCGGCACGACUUUGACCAACAUCCCGGACGAGGUCUUCUACCCGUGGGCGAAGCUUAUCGACCCGGCCCCGAUCUUGGAAGAAGACUCUGGCCUUUACACUGUCCCGUGUGACCAAACCUUACCGGGUCUGGUGCUGACUGUGGGUGGAGCGGAUCUCUCCUUUAAGGAGUCGAUGAUCUUGCCGCGGAACGAGAAGUCGUGCCAUUUGGGAGUGCAGCCUGCAGGUGCUGGUCCGUCGAUCUUGGGCGUGACAUUUUUGGUCAAUGUGGUCACUGUGCACGAGCUUGGGGACGCGCCGGCCGUGAGAUUUGCGCAGAGGAUGUAG
Molecule: messenger RNA, 1380 nt
Organism: Zymoseptoria tritici IPO323
Lineage: Eukaryota; Fungi; Ascomycota; Dothideomycetes; Mycosphaerellales; Mycosphaerellaceae
Exons: 2
Coding region: 1-1380 (459 amino acids)
Biological process (GO): proteolysis
Cellular component (GO): fungal-type vacuole
Molecular function (GO): aspartic-type endopeptidase activity
Source: RefSeq, a predicted model, not a curated record